AUGGAGGUGGAUGGGGAGGCCCAGCCACCCCAGGCGCCCACUCCCAGGGCGGCAAAGAAGGCGCCGAAAAAGGGCGCCGCAAAGCGGCCGACUGCCCCCCCGCCUCCUCCUCCCUCCAAGGGGAAGCAGGGGGCAGGACAGGCAGAAGCGACCCCUCCCCCCCCAACCGCUGGAACAAGCGGAGAGGGGGAAGCCCAGACAGGGACGGCGGGCAACUCCUGGUCCGAGGUUGUCCGGCGGAAGAAGAGGGGAAAUGCUGCUGCCGCUGCUAAUUCCCCCCCCUCAGCCGGAACAACCCGGCAGAUCGCCCCGGCCCCCCCACCAAAGGCCGUCAAAAUCGUGGCCCCAAAAACCGCGGCCAUUGUGGUGACCCUCAAGAAAGGGGCCACCAUGACCACCGCGGAAGGGGCCACAACCGACGCUAAAUAUUCUGAGGUCCUGGCAAAGGCCAGGUCCUCGAUAUCCCUGAGGGAGUUCGGUUUGGAGUCGGUCAAGAUCCGAACGAGCAUGACCGGCUCCAAACUGAUGGAGGUCGGGGGCACCACCCCCGAGGAAACCGCCGACCGCCUCGCCGCCGCCCUGGUGGAGGCAGUAGGGAGCUGGGCGGACAUCACCCGCCCAACCAAAAUGGCCGUCCUCAGGAUCACCGGUCUAGAUGACACGGUGACCACUGAGGAAGUGGCGGCCCAAUUGGCAUCGGUCGGCGGGUGUCCCCCCAGCUCCAUGAGAGUAGGUAACAUCAGGCCGAGCUUCUGGGGCGGCGGCUCCGCCCUGGUCAAGUGCCCAGCGAUUGCCGCUAAGGCAAUUGUGAAGGCAGGACGAGUGGCCAUCGGAUGGACGAUGGCCACCGUCAAAGCAGUGGAGGCCCAGCCACUCCGAUGCUAUAAAUGCAUGAUGCUGGGCCACACUCGCGCUCUAUGCCCUGCGGAAGCGGAGAACGGGCGUCUCUGCUUCCGCUGCGGCGGUGAAGG
This is a messenger RNA of Papilio xuthus (Asian swallowtail), 971 nucleotides long. Its product is annotated as mucin-1-like. The annotation marks the transcript as partial. NCBI's taxonomy places the organism in Eukaryota, Metazoa, Arthropoda, Insecta, Lepidoptera, Papilionidae. Gene Ontology annotation, molecular function: zinc ion binding; nucleic acid binding. The transcript has a single exon. The record is from RefSeq and is a predicted model, not a curated record.